CCUGAUCUGGUGAGAAAGCUCCAAAAUUGCACGUUCUUGGGACAGGUGGCCUUGCCUGUCUUCGUCCCUCAGACUGGGAUCCUUAACCCAACACAUGACCUUAGGGCCCCUCAAGAGCCUGGACCUGUGGAGAUAGACUCUCCCUCCACCUGCUUCUCAGGGCUGCAACGUUGCGGCGGAAACACUAAAAGGAGGCCUGAGUUUGAAUCUGCUGGCCCAGGCCCGUGGGCCACCUUACUGGGUUUGGAUCAGAAGGGAAGGUUCGAUGCUAGCCCACUCCCCCAGCUGUCCCAGUCAUGGAAGGGCAGAGCAGAGGGAGCCCAGGCCUUCCGGAGAAGCCCCUCCCUGCCGCCGCCCGUCCCUCUCUGUCCUCACUGGGCGCCGUGUUCAUCCUCCUGAAGUCGGCUCUGGGCGCCGGCCUGCUCAACUUCCCCUGGGCCUUCUACAAGGCAGGAGGCAUGGUGCCCACCUUCCUGGUGGCACUGGUAUCUCUGGUCUUCCUGGUCAGCGGCCUGGUCAUCCUGGGCUAUGCAGCAUCUGUCAGUAGCCAGACCACCUACCAGGGUGUGGUCCGUGAGCUAUGUGGCCCCGCCAUGGGGCAGCUGUGUGAGGCCUGCUUCCUGAUCAACCUGCUCAUGAUCUCUGUGGCCUUCCUCAGAGUGAUCGGGGACCAACUGGAGAAGUUGUGUGACUCCCUCCUGCCUGACACCCCACAGCCCUGGUAUGCAGCCCAGAGUUUCACCCUGCCCCUGAUCUCCGUCCUGGUCAUCUUUCCCCUGUCAGCACUUCGGGAAAUCGCCCUCCAGAAGUACACCAGCAUCCUAGGUACUCUGGCCGCCUGCUACCUUGCUCUGGUCAUCACCGUGCAGUACUACCUGUUGCCCCAGGGCCUCAUACGCCAGUCUGGUCCUUCGCUGAGCCCGUCUCCCUGGACCUCUGUGUUUAGCGUCUUCCCUACCAUCUGCUUUGGAUUUCAGUGUCACGAGGCGGCGGUCUCCAUCUACUGCAGCAUGCGGAAUCAGAGCCUCUCCCACUGGACCCUGGUCUCUGUGCUGUCCUUGCUGGCCUGCUGCCUUGUCUACGCACUGACAGGGGUUUAUGGCUUCCUGACCUUCGGGACCGAUGUUUCUGCCGAUAUCUUAAUGUCCUACCCGGGCAAUGACACGGCCAUCGUCGUAGCACGCAUUCUCUUUGCGGUCUCCAUUGUGACUGUGUACCCCAUUGUGCUGUUCCUGGGGAGGUCUGUGAUGCAGGACUUUUGGAAAAAGAGCCCCUGGGCAGCACGGGGCCCCCCAGUGCUGGCUGAUCCCUCAGGGCCUUGGGUCCGGCUGCCACUGACCUCCCUGUGGGUGGCAGUGACACUCGCCAUGGCUCUGUUCCUUCCGGACCUCAGCGAGAUCAUUAGCAUCAUCGGUGGCAUCAGUUCCUUCUUCAUCUUCAUCUUCCCAGGUUUGUGUCUCAUCUGUGCUGUGGACACGGAGCCCAUGGGACCAAGAGUCAAGUGCUGCCUGGAGGCCUGGGGCAUCCUCUCCGUGCUGGUGGGCACUUUCAUCUUUGGGCAGAGCACAGCUGUGGCUAUGGUGGAGCUGCUCUGAUGUGGACUGACACACUCACACCUGCAUCUGGCCCGAAGACCCCUGGAGGUUCUUGCCGUCCCAAAGGUGCCGCUCUGUCUAUUGAGCUCUGCUCCUCCCACGACUCACGGGACCCUGGUGAGGAAGGACAGACUUCUGUGACAAGUUACUGCCACAUGGUGACUCAGGACAAUAGAAGGCCUUGCUACUGAAAACUGGAGUGUGGGCUAGAGAAUGGUGGGUCAUGCUGCUUCAGAAGGUUCUGGAAUGUUCCUUCCACUGUCCUCCUCUGGUGGUGGCAGGAGCUCCUUAGUGUCCCUGGCUUAUAGAUGUAUCACCGUAGUCACAGGGUCGACACUGGCCCUGUGCGUCCUUUCCCAAGCAGGAUGCCAGCUACCCAGUCUAGGGUAGCCCAUCUCAAGUUAGUGAGAACUUGUCUGCACUGGCUUAUGUCUAAAGAUGUGUGUCUUAGUUACUGUUCUGUUGCUGUGAAGAGACACAUAAUCAAGGCAACUCUUAGAAGAGUUCAUUGGGGGCUCACAGUUUCAGAGGGUUAGAGUCCCUGACCAUCGUGGCAGGGAGCACAGCAGCAGGCAGGGAGCACGGCAGCAGGCAGGGAGCACGGCAGCAGGCAGGCAGGCGUGGUGCUAUAGCAGUAGCUGAGCAUUUGCAUCUUCAUCUGCAAGCACGAGGCAGAGAGUGCGCACUGGAAAUGGUGCAGACUUUUGAAAUCUCAGAGCCCAGUUCCAGCGACACACCUCAUUCAGCAAGACCACACCUCCUAAUCCUUCCCAAACAGUUGAGACCAACCAUUCAAACAUGUGAACCUGUGGGGGCCAUUUUCAUUCAAAUCACCAUAGUCCACUCCCUAGUCCCCAGAGGCAUGUAGCUACGUCGUAAUGCAACAUGCAUUCAGUCCAACUCUGAAAGAUCCCAUUGUUGGAGUCUGACUUAAGGUUAUGUGAGGAUACGAUGCAUCUGAGACACAAGUGUAAGAACUAAUGAUGCUGCCUCUCAGGAAGUAAUUUUGGAAUGCCCACAAAUGUGGGAGGGAACACAGAAACCCUUGUGACCUUCCUCAGUUUCUACAAAAUAGUCAACCAUAUCACCUCAAGAAGUUUUUCUGAAGACAAAUAAUAUUGUCAUGCUUUAUGUAAACCUGAAUAUGCCAGGCUGCGAAGCAGGCCUCUCUGCAACUGCCACCUCCUAACUCUGCUAUCAAAGGAGCUACAAUAAUAAAAUGAGUCUUGUUGU
Messenger RNA from Apodemus sylvaticus (European woodmouse), 2828 nucleotides. It is a transcript of the gene Slc38a8, whose product is annotated as solute carrier family 38 member 8. Lineage: Eukaryota; Metazoa; Chordata; Mammalia; Rodentia; Muridae. The transcript has 11 exons. Gene Ontology annotation, molecular function: amino acid transmembrane transporter activity. The record is from RefSeq and is a predicted model, not a curated record. The coding region runs from base 297 to 1595 and encodes 432 amino acids. Gene Ontology annotation, biological process: amino acid transmembrane transport.